This is a messenger RNA of Acanthaster planci (crown-of-thorns starfish), 2931 nucleotides long. RefSeq names its product beta-1-syntrophin-like. NCBI's taxonomy places the organism in Eukaryota, Metazoa, Echinodermata, Asteroidea, Valvatida, Acanthasteridae. Gene Ontology annotation, molecular function: structural molecule activity; protein binding. Gene Ontology annotation, cellular component: intracellular anatomical structure; dystrophin-associated glycoprotein complex. The record is from RefSeq and is a predicted model, not a curated record.
AACAUUGCAAACGAGGGUCUCGGCGAAUCGAGGAAAACAUCGUGUCAAGAAUCUUGACGGCAUGAUGGCAGCCGCUGGCGUUGCAAAAUCUGGACUUCUAGAGGUACUUGCAAGGGACCAAUGGUGCCGGAUCUUAGCUACUCUUGAAGAAGAAACAUUGACAAUAAGUUUAGAGGACGGAUAUGAACCAAAUGGCGUCUCAAACGGCGGAGGAACGGGCCUCACAGAGCAGAACAACAACCCGAGCAAGAACGAUUCACUCCGCCAUUCUGACUACUUGCACGGUGUGCAUGGGCCCGACACAAUUCCUGACGCAAUUGCCAACCAAAAACGCAUCGUAAAAGUCAUCAAACAUGAAGUGGGAGGCUUGGGAGUCAGCAUUAAAGGAGGAAAAGAAAACAAAAUGCCCAUUAUCAUCAGUAAAAUAUUCAAAGGUUUGGCGGCAGAUCACACAGAAAGUCUUUACGUUGGAGAUGCUAUUUUGUCCGUCAACGGAGAAGACUUGCGUGACGCUACACACGAUGAAGCUGUGCGAGCGCUCAAGAAAGCCGGCAAAGAGGUGAUUCUCGAAGUGAAAUAUUUGAGGGAGGUGACACCCUACUUCCGUCGUAGUACCGUCAUUGGUGAAGUGGGGUGGGACACACCCUCCCCAUAUGUCAUCAAGGAGCCUGGUGCCAACCCACAAGCUACUCGUAACAACUUCACCGAGAUGCGCACCAUCCCGCUCAAACUCUGCUAUGUCACUUCCAACCUGACUGUCAAUGAUCCAGAGCGACGGACCAUUGAGCUACAUUCCCCAGAUGGUCGUAGCUCCUGCAUCCUGCGCUGCAAAGAUGCCACCAGUGCCGGAGAGUGGUUCAGCGCCUUACAGGCUAAUGUUUCAUUGCUAACCAUCCAGGCUAUUGCAGAGGCCAAUGACAUCCUGAGAGCCACGCCUGGUAGCCGUGAGAUCAAACACAUGGGUUGGUUAUGUGAGCAGGUACUAGUCAAAGAACUGACAAAUACGGACUCAGGCGGGUCGGCAUGGAAACCAGUCUUCGUCGCCAUAACAGACAAAGACAUCCUGAUGUAUGAUAGCGUCCCUUUCACUAGAGAGGAAUGGGGAAAGGCAUUUCUGGUCCAUGGACUUCUUGCAACAAGACUCUUGUACUCAGGGAGCCCUAAAGGUCUUGGUCCACGUCAUCAGGUAGAGCUGACCUUUGGCACACGAACAGGAACUCGAAAUGGAAUUGAGGCACAUCUCUUCAGGGUAGACACGAGAAGGGACCUAGGGGCCUGGACACGAUAUCUUGUUCAGGGAUCCCACAAUGCAGCUGUGCUGGUCAAAGAAAUUGUUUGUCCUGUCACAUGGCAAGGCAAAGAGACCAAACUCACUAUCCAUUACGAGAAUGGAUUCACGCUUACUGCCAAUCCUCAGGAGGGCCAGAACAAUAGUAGUAAAACUGAGCUGUGCUGGUCCUACCCUUAUGAGAAGCUCCGCUACUCGUCUGAUGAUGGCAAAAGACUUUUGUGGCUUGAUUUUGGAGCAGGAGAGGGCGAAUUUGAGUUAGACCUCCACACCUGUCCAAAGCCCAUCGUCUUUAUCCUACACACCUUCCUCAGUGCCAAAGUCACACGCAUGGGACUCUUUGCAUGAUGUGCUACACACUGCAUCCUGGGAUACAUGCCAUGGUGUGGGAGCUUUGCACAGGAUUGUGGGAUGUAUCUUUGAGGUCAUGGGUCAAUCACAUAGGGUGCACAAAUGGAGAAGGGAUUUAUGGGAUAGCUGAAAGUGAUGUUCAUCAUGAGAUGUCUGGGAAGUCGCUCUUUUUGGGGUUUGCCUGUGCAUCCUUGAAUUCUGCAAAAUACUUCACUCUGGGACUGUUGCACUGACUUCUGGAAUAUCUCCUGCUGACUCGGAGUUUUGUUGUGGCCUGUAACAAAAAGGAUCCAUCAUAUAAGAUUGUUAGGGUUAGGAAAAUACAUUUCAAGUACAUGCAAACACUUAGGUGUUCCAUACAGUAUGGUAGCUGUGUGGACUACACUUCUGAAAACCAUGUUGUGGAGACCAAAAAGGUUAAAGGGACAAUUUUUUGUCUCUACAACUCGAUGUCAACUUUCUUAACACAAGAAAUUGCCCCCUUAAUUCUGUAAUGACCUGGGUGAGGAGACUGUUACUGUGUGAAUAGCUACUUUGUAUUGGGAGAGUACCUGCUAGUGUUUACCUAUUGUUCCUGCAGAGACCAGAAUCAGUUGUAUUUGAAUAGUUGGAUUCAGACCUUGUACAGCAUUGUAGUAAUCUGACUGACUUAGAAAUCCGUGAGUGAAGGUUAUUUUGGUCAUCAUUUACCAGGUUUAUGUCAACUCAAAUGUAAAUGAUGGAAAACAACUCUCAAAUUUAUACAAGAAAACUCAGCCAUUUGCUAACGUGAUUGUACCAAAAGAACUUUUUUUGUAAAUUUUAGGUUUUUAAAAGAAAGAUUGUGUGUUUACUGUGAGACAUAACAUUUAAGAUUGCAUGAGAAUUGGUAAAGGUCAGGUCAUACAUCAUGCAUAUAAUAAUGCACAGCAAUUGGCAACCUGUUUCUCGAACAAAAUUUGCAGUUCAAUUCUCAGAGUUGGCUGAAAUCUGCAGUUAAAUUCUUUUGUGAUCACAAAGUGGACAGAAGUGUGAUGAUAUGACUUUGCCGUGGCCUUUUCUCUAUGGAGGAAUGCUUGCUGUCACUAUGCCCUUUCUUCUGUGGUAUAGCAAAACAUGACUGUACCGUAAAUUGUGAUUAACGCAAUUUGUUCAUCACAAGUCAUUCCUAAAGUCAUCUAAGUCACAAACUAUUCAAUGAACUGAUCUGUUGUCUCUGUUCACUCCUGUGAUUGACUGGUCAUUUUAACCACUUCCUGCCGGGGAGGCUGUUUGGCACCGUUUGUUUAUACGCGUGGCCGGGGUCUCCAAAA